GGGCCCUCCAUGUGGCCGCUGCGAACUGUCAACACGUCACCUCGCUGCGAUCUCCGGAGGAGAAAGUCAAGUCUGUUUUUUGGGGAAAGUACGCGCUGAAAGUUUCCCGUGGUCAUGAAGGUGGUUGGAUCUACGUGCGCCCUGAAGAGUAAAGUGGGAGGCGACGACGUGGUGCGCUGCCUGUCCGAGCAGAGCCUCACCAUCUCUAAGUGCAAGAUCCCGCUGCUGGACGAGCAGAUGAGCGUCUUCCUGCAGGACAUGAACAGCUGCUACAGCAAGCUCAAGGAACUCGUGCCCACGCUGCCUACCAACAAGAAGGCCAGCAAGGUGGAGAUCCUGCAGCACGUCAUCGACUACAUCUGGGAUCUACAGGUGGAGCUGGACGAGCCCGAGAGGAGCCGCGCGCAGCAGCCGGGAACGGGCCAGCCUCGUACGCCGCUCACCGCACUCAACGCGGAGCUCGCCAGCAUCGCCGUCGACAACGGCUGCUCGGAUGACAGGAUCAUGUGCCGCUAAGAGCCUGGCGCAGCAUCUUCAGCUUCGCGAGGCUUUCCAAAGAUGUCACCGUGCAGCAUCCGCGACGAACCUGGAACUGUUGUUAGGUGGUGGGGGCGGGGGUGUGGGGCGGUACACACGCACUCUCACAAAAACUUAAGGCUGCACGCGUUGCGUGGACGUCCUCGAGUUGGAGAGGAUGAUGUCGAAGCAAGAAGUCACUCGAGGCUCUCGAUUCGUCCGACGGGUCCAGAGGCAAGAGACGAGAACGGCGGCAGCGCUCCAUGAAGAUGAGACUGGGCUGGCCACUGGGACCCGGACGAGAUGAGCCCAGCGGAACGGCAAAGCCUGUUGCGUGUUCUGCAAAUCUUCUCUUACGUUCUUCCAACGUGUGCAAAAGGAAAAAAAAAAGAAAUAUAUAUAUAAAGAAGUCAUUCCACAAUUUUUUUUAUUUUUUAAAUUCUCAGAUUCCUGAGUGACAAACUGUAUUGUAUAUUACAAUGCCACAUUACAUGUGAACAUAUUGUUUUCUUACAAUGUACAUUUUAUUGGUGUAUUUUUUUUUUUAUUAAAACGAGACCAUUAUUUUUUAA
This is a messenger RNA of Syngnathoides biaculeatus (alligator pipefish), 1088 nucleotides long. RefSeq names its product inhibitor of DNA binding 1, HLH protein (gene id1). NCBI's taxonomy places the organism in Eukaryota, Metazoa, Chordata, Actinopteri, Syngnathiformes, Syngnathidae. The transcript has 2 exons. Gene Ontology annotation, molecular function: transcription regulator activity; protein dimerization activity. The coding region runs from base 115 to 516 and encodes 133 amino acids. The record is from RefSeq and is a predicted model, not a curated record. Gene Ontology annotation, biological process: negative regulation of transcription by RNA polymerase II; cell differentiation; circadian regulation of gene expression. Gene Ontology annotation, cellular component: nucleus; cytoplasm.